Molecule: messenger RNA, 1214 nt
Organism: Drosophila suzukii
Lineage: Eukaryota; Metazoa; Arthropoda; Insecta; Diptera; Drosophilidae
Gene: TMEM216
Product: Transmembrane protein 216
Biological process (GO): non-motile cilium assembly
Cellular component (GO): ciliary transition zone
Source: RefSeq, a predicted model, not a curated record
CCAUGGCCACACUUGUGCUUGUGCGUGGAGCAGCGCGGGGAGGUUCCGAUGGGCAGAGUUUUUAUAUAAGCCCCUCUAUGUGCCACUCGUCUCUUCUCUCACCAACAAACCAACAACAACCAGCCUGGCCAGCGGACAACAACAACGCACACGCGUAUAAAUAAACGUGAACGCAUGUACUUAAUAUUAGCAUAGAGUUGUCGCCUGCGAAUAUUACAUUAUACAUACUCCCAUGACAACGGGACAUCAUCCAGAAAAACAACAACAGAAGCAACGGCGGAGCAGCUAGAGGAAGAGCAGAGGCGAAGUAAAGGAAAGGGAGGAGAAGAGGAAGCAUUGGAAGAGUCUAUCAGGCACCCACAACCCAAUACCACCCAAAGGUCCCAAAUGCUGGCGUAAGGAAGCCAAAACACCUGCUGCUGCUGCUGCUGCCUGUGGAGAAGCUGGAGGAGCUGCUCCAAACUGCCCAGGUGACAUCCAACCAGUUGGAGGCGACGCACCUGCCGCCUUGAGAAACUGGGAGCAACGGAGGAGGACACGGAUACGGACUCGAUUUUGGAGUAGCAGCCACCAUGAACGCCAGCCUCAUCUAUGAGAUACUCAUGUAUCUGAACUCGUUCUACUUCGGCAUGUACGCCGCCUUCGAGGUGGGCGUGGGCGUUCUAAAGGCGAUCAAUCUGAACUACGGCGAGAACGCGUUGUCCCGGGAGAUCAGUAUCCUGCUCUCCCUGUGCAUCAUCGAGACCCUGCGCAUCGUCUUCGGCCGCAAGAGCAGUCUCAGCGAUCGUGGCUGGCAAGCAACCGCAUCCGUAAUAUUAACACUGCCCAGUCUUGCUAUUGUUAUCUACUUGUGUUGUUUUCAAACCUUUGUUCUCAAACUCGAAAUUAUUCUGAGUGCCUUAAUGAUCACCCUACAAGGUGCUGAACUAGUCUACGCCAGCAUAUUCAUUUGUACAAUGUGUCGCCCCGUGACAUACACCUAGCAGUUGAUAAACCACGUUGCCGCCGCCACGUCAACGACCAAGAUCGAGAUCAAGACCAAGCCAGCACUAACACUCCCACCUGGAGGAGACCGAGAAGGAGGAGCAUCCACAGCCGAGCGACGACUACGACGAAGACGAGACACUUUCCUUUGGCACUUUCACAUCAAGCGAUUCGCAAAGGCCACAAAACUGAGCCACUUUGAUGCAAACUAAGCCACCGCACACAACAAA